Caenorhabditis briggsae is the source of this 246-nucleotide messenger RNA. The record is from RefSeq and is a predicted model, not a curated record. Lineage: Eukaryota; Metazoa; Nematoda; Chromadorea; Rhabditida; Rhabditidae. Bases 1 to 246 code for a protein of 81 amino acids. The transcript has 3 exons.
AUGCUACGAACCACAAUGAGAAAGCUGUCGAUUUUCAGUGGAUUCAAUCAGCAGAUUGUGAACAUUUUAAAGGAGUUGCCCACACUGACCGAAGGAGUCAUCUCUUCAUCGCCAACGACAACGACAGCUGAGGAUUCAGAAGUGACGGCGGCGGGUUUGGAAAACGGAAAAAAGAAGAGAAAGAAUCAACCUGGAGAGUUUUUCUCGAUUUUCCUGGCAAUGUUUUAUGAAAUCAUUGCUUUCUGA